GUUACUAUAAACAAUAUGGCGACUCCCAUGGCUUGGAUGGAUUUGCUGCAAAAUGCGCAGAAAACGUGUUUAGUUCAAGACGGGAGACGAAAAUUACAUUUUACAUUGCAAGAUGGAAGAGAAUUAGCUGAGGAGUAUGACCUAAAUACAAAUGAACUUGUUGUUCGGAAGUGGCGUAAAAAGUCAACUCUUGGUGGGACAGCGAAAUGGGAGUAUGAAGUAGGAGAACUGUUAGCUCCUCGUAGCCUUGACACAGAUGGACUUAUGGAGAGUACCUCCAAUCCAAUAUUUGUGAGAAAGGACACGGUGCCAGCUUUUCAAUGGAGAAUAAGGAACCUUCCCUACCCUCUUGAAACCUACUCUAUCACAUGUGAUGAAGACCAGAAUAUCAUCAUCAGAACAAGCAAUAAAAAAUAUUACAAGAAGUUUAGAAUACCAGACCUGGAGAGAUGUAACAUUCCACUGGACCAGAAAUGUCUCAGUUUUGCACAUGCAAAUAAUACUCUUAUAGUGUCUUAUAAAAAGCCAGUACAAAUAUUGGACAUGGAAAAGGCUCUCCUGGUUGAGUUUAAGAAGUUAAAAGCCAGCAAAGACGGAGAUGUGGACUGUACUCCUAGCUGAUGUUAUAAAACCUUGUGACUUGAAAAUGACUUGAAUGAUCCAUACAUAUGUUCAUAAAACAGGAUCUAUAAGUUUAUGAGAUGAGGAACAGUUUGUUGUAUUAGUCGAGUGAUUCCGUAUGGAAAUGAGAGGAAGGGUAAAACAUUUCUGACACUAUAGGACUGUUUUAAGUCUGCAUUGAUCAGAAACUUGUCUCUCAUAAUACUUUUUGUCAAAAGAAUUGAAUCAUUUUUUCCAUCUGUGUUGUGGAGUGAUCAAAAAGCUGUUAAUUUUUAAAAGGCUUAUUUAUUUGCCUAUUGUAUCAUUCCUCAAUAUUAAAUAUAUAUACUGUAUAUUUAUUCUUCUUUAUCAUUUUUUAUAUUUCAUAUUGAUGUUGAAUUGUUUUUCAUCAUUAACAUCUGCAACCAAAUUUAUGCAAUAAAAAGACUGUUCAUGGUAAUGAUACUUUGAUAUAUAUAAAAUCUGAUAUAUUUUAUAACUUUAUAAUUGUAUGAACAUUCUUCAAUAAUUGUUGUACCUCAUCUUCCUCAAUGAAUUACUUGGUGCAUUAAUUUCUGUGUAACUGUAUGGAAAUAACAGAAAAAAAAUAAAGGUGUUUUCUUGAC
Mya arenaria is the source of this 1226-nucleotide messenger RNA. Its product is annotated as protein DPCD-like. The record is from RefSeq and is a predicted model, not a curated record. The transcript has 6 exons. NCBI's taxonomy places the organism in Eukaryota, Metazoa, Mollusca, Bivalvia, Myida, Myidae. Bases 16 to 621 code for a protein of 201 amino acids.